CUGCACUAUGGGACCCUCCUGGGCAGCAGAGCUUGUGUCCACAUGGCAGCAGCUGCCUGGGGCAGUGGGUUGCUCAAUGCUGUGCUGCACACGUCCAAUACAUUUUCACUACCACUCUGCCAAGGCAAUGCCUUGGACCAGUUCUUCUGUGAAAUCCCACAGAUCCUCAAGCUCUCCUGCUCAGACACCUACCUCAGGGAAGUUGGACUUCUUGUGGUUAGUUUCUGUUCAGUCUUCGGGUGUUUUGUUUUCAUUGUGCUGUCCUAUGUGCAGAUCUUGAGGGCCGUGCUGAGGAUCCCCUCUGAGCAGGGACGGCACAAAGCCUUUUCCACGUGCCUCCCUCACCUGGCCGUGGUCUCCCUGUUUCUCAGCACUGGAGUGUUUGCCCACCUGAAGCCCCCCUCCAUCUCCUCCCCAUCCCUGGACCUGGUGGUGGCAGUUCUGUACUCGGUGGUACCUCCAUAUCUCUAUAAUAAAAUGGGAUCUCCCCUGCACGCUGCCUGCAUGGUUGGCUCGUCUUCUGAAGCUGAUGUUAAAAAGAACAAGACUCAAAAUGGCCCAUUGAUCCAUGGAUUUGGGAGCAAAAAGCUCCUCGUCACUUCAUGA
Molecule: messenger RNA, 606 nt
Organism: Gavia stellata (red-throated loon)
Lineage: Eukaryota; Metazoa; Chordata; Aves; Gaviiformes; Gaviidae
Product: olfactory receptor 14J1-like
Exons: 2
Biological process (GO): G protein-coupled receptor signaling pathway
Cellular component (GO): membrane
Molecular function (GO): olfactory receptor activity
Source: RefSeq, a predicted model, not a curated record